CGGGAUGAUCUAAUACUGGACAAAAAUAUGGAGUUUUAACGGCGACAAUGCAAUCGGAAUUUAACGAGUGAAUAGUUUCAUAUUCUCCAUUCUGGAACAUAUGGAGUUGUGUGAGUCUGUUGGUGAACUAUCUGGUAGUUCAGAACAUAUACUGCUUAGAAUAUUCAGUCAGAAACCGAUAUGCAUAAGGUUUUCUACAGAGGAAUCUUUAUCUUUAUGCUUUCUCAAACUGAAGAUCUUGCUUACUUCGGCUGUUUUUGUUCAUGAUUCUGUUUGCUUAUCGGCGAAUUCGACCAAAGAGCAUUCCUCUAAAAUGAUUGACUCCUUUAGGAAGCUAAAAGACAACAUAAAUUUGGCAGCACUCAUAGUAUUUUUCAGUCUUGAUAAUAACACUUGUGAUCACACUCCAACUCUACAGAUUUCUCAUCAUUCAUUUGGCUACUCCCAUCGUAUACCGAUAGAUUUGAUUUGCAAUUUCAACAACAAUGAAUUAAUGCACAGAGCUCUGUGUACAAAAUUAUCUUCAUUUUUGGACAGCUACCAUCGCGCUCUUCUGUUUCUUUGGAGGGAAGUAAAGUUUCCUCCAAAAACAUUAUUAUCUUACCAUUACGUAGUUCGGUCUUCUAUGUUCAGUAUACGUCUCCCGUGGAAGAUCGAAGAAACACGUGAAGAAAUUUGGCGGAAGAUCAUUCAUGAAAAAUUCAGUCUUCCACUGGAUACUCCACUCGUCCGACGAGGUCAGGCUUUACAUCCAGUACCUAGAAUAGUCACUUGGCUUGGCCCGUCCUCUGAACUUCUUGUGUGUCCUCAUGAAGCCGUUAAACAAGCACCUAAUAUAGGUCAAACCUACAUCGUUACAGGUCGGUAUACUUAUAAGCAUUAUCUUCAGGACGGAGUAGAUGACAGGAAUUGGGGUUGUGCAUAUCGAUCGCUCCAAACACUAGUAUCUUGGCUUAUGUGGCAAGGUGAAAUAACUCCAGGCCCAAUACCAUCUCUCAGAGAUAUUCAAGCUUCCAUUGUACGUUUUGGGGAUAAGCCAAAAAGUUUUAUCGGUAGUUGUCAGUGGAUUGGCUCACUAGAGGUGAGUUAUUGUUUGCAAGAGUUAUACAACAUUCAGUGUCGGCUUUUGCACAUCCCACAAGGACAUCAGAUGAACCAGCUAGCAGCACAUGCUCUUGCACAGCAUUUCACUUCCGGUGGAGGACCAGUUAUGGUUGGUGGUGGCCAAUUAGCUCAUACAAUUAUUGGUGUUCAGUUAUGUGAGUCAACAUUAAACGGUACUGAAUCUUCGUCAUAUCGCUAUUUAAUUCUGGAUCCUCAUUAUACUGGCCCCUUUGGAAAUAUUAAGCUUAUUACCGAAAAAGGUUGGUGUGGGUGGAAACUUCAAAGUUUCUGGAAAUCCAACGUUCAUUAUAAUCUUUGUCUUUUACCAGCCAGGAAAAGUAGUUGUGUAUGAUCUGAUUUUCCCAGUCUUUUCAUAGUACAUAUUUUUUGUUGUUAAAUCUAAUCAGUAAUUUUUUCAUGUUCAUACCAAGCUUAUUUCCCAUAUAAGUUAUUUUUUGUGAUAAAAUAAUCCAAGUUGUUAACAUUCCUUCCUAAUAAGGGUUUACUAAUUUCUUUCAUAAUGCUUUAUUACUGAUCUAAUUAUUGCAUAAUUAGUCCACCAAAUUAUCCAAAGGUGCUGCACCGUAGUACUAAUGAAGUAUCGGUUUUUACAUUUAUUACAUGUAUGACACAUUUAUUUAUGAAUUAUAUCAGUACUGGGUUCAAUUUGUUUUACUACUGUGAGAACACGGAAGUCACUCAUUGACAUACUAUAUAAUUGUCAGAAAUAUAGUUCGUUGAGUAUCAGAGUUGUAAUUAGAGCGGACCUUAUUUGCCGUAUUGUUUCUUUAUGUACAAAGACAAAUCAGAUCGGAACCAAAAGAUGACAAAACAACACUAUUUUAUUGGGAUUAGCAGAUAGCUCUCUCUGGCGGCCCAGUUGAUGAAGUACAGAGUUUCCUAACUAACGGAACUUACGUUUUCUCACGAAAAUGGGCCUUUAAACGGCCACGCUUUUUAUUGUAACAUAAAUUAGUAGUAAACUGAGAAUCUGCCAAUCAGUUCUUUCAAACAAUGGAUGUCAAGUGAUUAGCAAGAUUAUCUAUCCUUAGCGAUACCCCUUUUGUUUGCUUUCGUUUGAAAGUGUUAUUUCAGAGCGUGAAAGUCGACAAUCUAUUACAUGGAACCCGUUAGGUCACUGUGCCAAAGUGUCUCCACAAACAUAGUAUAACUAAGGAGGCAUCUAACAAAAUUCAAAAACCCUGAAACUGUAGUAUUGAAAAACGCGAGUUCAAUGGAGAAAUAUUUACCUUCAUAAACCAAGUAUGAAGUUGUUAUCAAAUAAAUGUUCAUUGGUCGGUCUACCAGUGUGUUAUGAGUUCUCAUACUGCAACCCAGUUAACCUUAUCGCUCAUUCUUGGAAUAUUUCACUCUAUAGGUCCCCAAAUCGAAACACUAUUGAACAGAAACAUAAUUAUAUUCCAAAUAGGAAAGGUUGAAUGAAAUUAGGAAUCAAAAUAAGGAGCACGUUAGUAUAUUUAUGAUUUUGCACGGGAUUCUAGAGUCUUCUCUGAGCACCCGCCAGUGUUGAUUGGCUAGGACAUUGCCAAUCAGUGUAUUCCAAUGCAAAUAUUCAUCCCGUUAAAACAGUGUUUCUCAUUUCCGUAAGAAUUUAAGUUAGGUCGCCUUGAUUAUAGAAGUUCACUCUCAUCAAAUGACAUUAGGAUACAAUGGUCUUCGACGUUGUAUAAACUCCCUGGAGGGCGUGGUAACUAAGACCACUGCUGUAUGUUAUCUUCACAAACUUCCUACUGAUUGCCGUAAAUCAACUCAAAUACCCCAUGAACCACCAUACUGGAGAGUUUUUCAGCAUUUUUAGUUGGCUUACUUUCGGAUUUUUGCACCUUACGAAGCUUGCCAUACCAAACCCUAAUGGCCCAAAACCACUCAGCUAUUGUUCUACCAGAUUUCAGGAGUAUUAAGUCUAUCUACAUUGUGGAGUAGUGUGACUCUAAGUGAAGGAGGUGUACCUUUCGUCGCAUUUCGCUCCUACAUAAGCGGCAUAGGUUAGCUACGAUAAUACUCGUACCCACCAGGUAGAAUCUGGUUGUUCAUCGAAAGACUUUUCUUGUAGGCUUUACUUGGAUAUAACGACAGAGAUUUUUGUUCAAUGUCACACUUUCCGAAUUCUUGGUGCAGCCGCUACUAACUUGUUAUUGUUUCUCCUCCUAACGAUUACCCACUGCACCCUCCCGUAGAACAAGAUAUCAACAAGUAGAUCCUGUUAUUACGGCAUAGGGACUGGGGGGGUAAUGCCUUUCAGAAUAUUUGAUAAUGAAAAGCGGUAGGUAAAAAUAUCAACUGAUAAUGACGAAAAAGGAAAGGAACAAAGGAAAUGGUAACUACGCUCGACUGUUUUGAUUAGCAAUUUUCAGUAAUUCAGGAAGUGUUGCACGUAUAUUAAGGUUACAAGUAGUUAAAUAAAUAGUCGUAGCAGUUAUAACAACUAGGGAUACUGAAGUUGAUCGAGGUAACCAUGCCUAACGUGCAACAAUUUAGUUUCGAUAUAAUUGUGGCGGUUUCAGAGUUUGAGGUUUUGCAUUAUUUCACAAACAAUGUAAGAUAAUAGAAACAUAUUGGCCGCGUUAAGUGCCCUAAGUUUGGAUUUGGAAACUGGUGACUGUCACUGAUUACUGAGAAGCCUAAGGGUUUCAGUAAAAUACAUCGAUGAAAUGUCACUGCCCAUUUUGCAAUCUACGAUUAUUGUCAGAUAUACUCUGACAAGUAUUUAUCUGAAUCUACCUCCUAAAUAUACUGUACGAUCUUUCUGCAUAUGUUUUGUGCUAGUGAACAUCCCUACAUUUAUACUUGCAAAAGGCGGUAGCCUUUAUAACUAUCUGAACAUAAGUUUAUGAUUAUUAAUUUCCACUUCGCGUGUGCUAUAUUUGAUUUUUGGAUAAAGGAAAUGUUAUUGCGAAUAUCCGUUUACUAGUUUUUUUCGGUCGCGUUGCUUUAUUUCCGGAUUUCUGUGAAAGGGAUUAAUCCGUCCUGUCCAACGUUUUAUUGCCGUGGCAGCCAUGACGGUUCCCCAUUCUUCGUUGGGCACUUUUCAGUCGGUCCAUCAGUGGCGUAGAGUUGCGAUUUUUGUCUGGUAGAAACAUCCUUUUCUUUUGAAAAGUAGUGAUUUAACGUCUACAAAAUAUUUAGUUAAGCAAUGUUUUGCAAAUGCAUUUUACAAUGCAAUUGUACAAGUCCCUCCUUGCGUCAUCGGAAGAAACGUUUUCCAAGGAAGUUCAUUCAUUUUGUUUACUUCGUAUUUAGAUUUGCCUUGAGAGUACCACUAUUAAUAAGCCAUCAUCCACAUGCUCUUUCAUUCCGAUAUAUCGGACUAAAGAAGCUCGACGUCGUGAAACAAAUGCACAGCACUAUUGGAGUUCUAAAAAUUCUGAUUUUAACUAGCAUAUGAUCCUUCAUAGAUAUGGAUUAUUACAGUCGCUUGGUAAUCUGAAAAAAUCAGCGUCAGUUUUGGAGAGUAAUGGAAUAAUAUUCGAGUGUUUAUAAAUGAGAAACAAAUGAUUGUUAUCUCUAGUUAAGCAGUUUUUACAUUAAGUGUAUAAGGUACAUUUUAUGGCUGUACAAGUCCUCUUAACAAGAUAUGACUUUACAUUCACUAGGAGAUGAGUGAUCUCUUUGAAUCGGUUGGUCAGUAUAAGCUCCACUAAGACGUAAAGUGUCUGAAGUGAUACUUAGAGAAAUAUUUAUUAAUAUCAAAGGAACAAUCCAGAUGCUUGAUGUUAUAUCACUUCAUUCAUAAAGGUCUUCUGUGAAUGACUCACCAUCCCGAUAGGAGCUGAAGCUUCGUAUUAGCAUUUUAGCCAUGUUUACCCUUAUUAUAUUCAAAUAGUAAUCCCAUUGUUGUGCGAGUGAAUCAAGUAUAUAAGUUUAAAAAAACUAUGUGAUCACCAUACUUAGUCUGGGACAAGCAGCAAAUAACAAUUAUGAAUACAAUAUAUUCAUUAUCGAAAGCAACAGUCUGUACAACUUGAUACGGCGGCAAAUGUCGCGUCACAACAGAAAUAAAUGCCAACGAUUAUGGAAGGUUGUUGUAUCAAUAAUAAUGACAAUCAUAUUACACUAUUUUUUCUGCCACACUGUACGUUCACUUUUAACCUACAUAAAACUGACGCUAUCGGAGUGACUCAUUGGAAAUAUGUCAGAUUUACUUGGGAAGAACACUCCGAUGCUUCAACAGUAACCAUCGACAACGACAGCCACAUGCACCUGCCUUAAAGUUUCAAAAUUUGGGAAUCACAUAGCCGUAUAUAAGCAUAAUCUUCGUAUUUUGUCAUAAAAGCCGCAAGAAUACUGGAUGCAUCAGUAAAGAAAUAGACGGUCGAUUAUUCAGAGUUCUAUGUUUCCACAUGUUGCAACGUAGAUUACACUGUCUUAUAUCACGUCGCAUGAAGAUGAGUACCUUUUUGGUCAAAUAAUAACAUGGACUUGAAAUGGAUUGUUCUGAAUUGACAAGAUUUUAUGAUGUGAACUUAUAAGCGCCCUUAACAGUUCCAAACAUUUAAUCAUUCGAAAGCUUUUAUGAAGUAAUUUUUAGUUCACAGACAAAUUUAAGAUAACUGUUUACAGUCUCUAUGUCCUCUGCAAUGUUUGUAUACUUUUCAAAUGUGUUCUACAUUUUACACUGGACUGCAGUAAAAUAUCAGUUGUACGUUCAAAAGGAUGUGUCACAGUUUAUCCCUGAUUGAUAUACUAGGUUAUAUUCAAUUUCACCUGACCAAUGACCGUUUAAACUGCUGAAGCUAUUAUUUCAAAGUGGUUGAUGUGGAUUAUCAAUAGUGUUGUAGCGGUAAAUAAAUCCCCAAAAUAAAUAGCUCUGUAAGUUUUCGACAUUGGAUGCUGACCACAUUAGAUUUAAUGGACUCACCUAACUGAAGGCGCUCGGUCAUGCAUCCACACCAGAUCACGAGUGGGAACGCCGUGCUCAACAUCCCUUGCAGUCGCUACCCAGAUUAGGUCAGCCGAUCCACGAUAUAUUGAUAGCCUAUCAAAUAUGUCUUUGAACCUCCUUGCCUCUGUCUUUUCAUUUCACUUGCUGGGUACGAUUCUUAUUAGAGGGUGUUACUGGUUAAAGAGUUGUCGAGCUCCGAAUACCUGUGGCAUCUUUCAGUAUGAAAAUUCAGCAGUGAUUUGAACUUUUUACCGUGGAUAUAUUGUAGACUUUAUUUGCCUGACAAUAUUUUCAAGUGUCUGGGUACCAAUUCAAGUCCAGCUGUGUAAUUUAGACAAACAUGUUCAAUCUUCUUUAUAGACUGUCCUCGUGGAUUUAAAUCCAGUUUAAUCUGAUAAUCAAAGUGAGCAAGCUUUAUUGUCCGUUGUCAACUACAGUAAUCUCAUUAGCUGUAAAGAUUACAUUGUGAACACCUAACCAAAAUGGAAAACAUGUGCUUUGUGGUCAAUUGUGAAUGUAGGAGCCAUGAUAGUGAAUGUAAAACUUAAGGUUUCAAUUGAAUCCAGGCCAUGAAGACUCCAAUCUCACUUUCCCUCGCUUUUAUGAUAAUACUAAAACAAUAUUCAGUAUCCAGUGAUGAGGAUAGUAGGUCCAUCGACCUAUAUUUAUCCUUGCACUUUGUAACACUAUGGAGGUCCAAUCUCGUUUUGAAUAUAUCAACAGAAGGUGCUGAUAUUACAUGUUCCGGUAGAGAAUUCAAGUAAUUCAAUACUCGGUGCGAGAAAGGAAACUCUAGAUGUAAACGAUUUAACCUCGGUUUUGAACUUUCUUCGAAUGUCCUCUCAAAAUGAUCAGUCCCAGACGGAAGCAAAAGAUAAAACAUGUUAAUACCAAGGUCAUCGUCCAGUAUACGAUAAGCCAAUAUUAAACCAUCCCGUAUUUUAAGGCAAGAUAACAGAAGUAAGUUAAGGUGUCUCAGUUGGUCGAUGUAAAAUAAGGUUCAGUCAAGAAAAAGUAGAAUAAUUGAGUGAAAUCAAUACGUGAUACAUUAAGUAUCGUUUCUGCUGCUAACGAAUUUAUCUACACACAUUUUGUUUAUCAUAUGAUUUAUUUCUAAUUGUUACUGUCACAUUGUCUAUAAAUUCAGAAAUGUGGUCAGCCCACAUGAGCCUUUAGAGCAGAGACGCCACAAGUAUUCGGAGUUUGAUAGUAUCUUACCCAGUAACACCUUUUAUAGUUGAAAUAUACCAAGGCAGUCAAUUCAGAAAUCAGAAACGAAGAAGUUCGUAGAAAUGUUUGAUACGUUAUCAGUCUAUCGAGAAGUGAUCAAUCUGAGCUUGCUGGAGGUGGUAGGAAACGUGAAGAAACUCCACAUUAACAGACAUCGUAGUGGUUGGCAAUAUGCAUUGAUAAGGAUGAAUAUUAAUCAUAUAUCGAUUCCCGAGCUGCUAAAUACUAACUGCCGACCAAUAACUAGAAAGGUGUUCUAUCAUCAAUUCCUACUAAGUCGAAACAUAUAUCGAAAUUGUGGUGUCAUAAAAAGUAAAUAAUCUUGGUUAACUGAUUUAGGAUUGCUUAGUAUCACUAUGUAAAUUCAAUAUCUAUCGUCAGGAUAGAUCAAGUAAGAAGAAAGAGGUGUGACAGCGGUGUAGUUACGGUUGUAAACGCGAACUGGUGUCGACCUACUUUUACAUGUCUCAAGUUUUAAAAUGACCUUGGAGAAAUCCAUUGAUUUUUU
Molecule: messenger RNA, 7745 nt
Organism: Schistosoma bovis
Lineage: Eukaryota; Metazoa; Platyhelminthes; Trematoda; Strigeidida; Schistosomatidae
Source: the annotation of a GenBank genome assembly